UAAAGAAAUAAAUUUUCACAUUAUUUUGAUUUGGUCUUAUCAUUUUAGGUAUUGUCAAAGGUAACAUCCUAAAAAUGAGGUUGAUCAAAGGAUCCACCAAAAUACUCGGACAUGUCCACUACACACGGACGAAAGCUUCUUCUCUCUUCUUUGUCUGAUCUUGAGAAACUCUCAACUUUUCAGUUUUUUACACCUACAUCACGUUGAUGAAUCGGUCAUGUUUGAGUCUUCUUCUCCCUUAGGACGAAAAGAUGUUGCAAAGAGCAGCGAGUAAUGCGUAUUCGUGGUGGUGGGCCAGCCACAUACGUACAAAGCAAUCCAAAUGGCUCGAACACAAUCUUCAAGAUAUGGAAGAAAAAGUAGAAUAUACUCUUAAGAUCAUAGAUGAAGAUGGAGACACUUUUGCCAAAAGAGCUGAGAUGUAUUACCGUAAAAGGCCAGAGAUUGUUAAUUUCGUGGAGGAAGCUUUUAGAUCGUACCGAGCAUUAGCUGAACGUUAUGAUCAUUUAUCUAGAGAGCUUCAAAGCGCAAACCGCACAAUCGCCACAGCUUUCCCUGAACAUGUUCAGUUUCCCAUGGAAGAUGAUAGUGAUGAUAACGAAGAUUACGAAGGGAAUCUGCGGAGACCUCCUAAGCAUCUUCAUCUUAUCCCCAAAGGAAGCAACAUACCUGAAGUCCCGGAUAUUCCAAUGAAGAAAGAUUUCAGGAGUCAGUCUAUGAUGUUGUCAAGAAAAGGACCAGCUGGUCUGAGGACAGUAUCUUCUGCACUAGCUAAGCGGGAAGCGGCGAUUGUGAGUUCGGGACUGAGUAAAGAAGAGGGCUUGGAGGAGAUAGAUAAGCUUCAGAAGGGGAUUUUGGCAUUGCAGACUGAGAAAGAGUUUGUGAGGAGCUCAUAUGAGCAGUCUUAUGAGAGGUAUUGGGAUUUGGAAAAGGAAGUGACAGAGAUGCAGAAGAGGGUUUGUAACUUACAAGAUGAGUUUGGUCUUGGUGCUGCGAUUGAUGAUAGUGAUGCUAGGACCUUGAUGGCGAGCACCGCCUUGAGCUCUUGUAAGGACACACUUGCUAAGUUAGAGGAGAGACAGAAGCAGUCUGUUGAAGAAGCAGAAAUUGAGAAAGGAAGGAUCAAGACUGCUAAAGAAAGGUUCGAUGCAUUGAGGAACAAAUUUGAGAAAUCAGAAAGCGAUGAUCAUGAUGAGGUUAUUAUAACAGAUACAGAAGAAGGUGAUGUGGUACAAGAAUCGAGCUAUGAAUGUGAGAGAGAAGAAUCAAACGAGAAUUUUACUGUUGUGAAACUUGCAGAGAAGAUUGAUGAUCUUGUGCAUAGGGUUGUUUCGUUGGAGACCAAUGCCUCGUCUCAUACUGCAUUGGUGAAGACAUUGAUAACAGUGCUUGAAGAGGAGCUGAGAAAUGUUAGAAAACUAUUCCAAAAAGUGGAAGACCAAAACAAGAAUCUACAGAACCAAUUCAAGGUAGCUAAUAGGACCGCUGAAGAUUUAUCUGGCAAGUUACAAGAUGUGAAGAUGGAUGAAGAUGUCGAAGGAGCUGGAAUUUUCCAGGAACUGCCAGUUGUUUCAGGAUCAGAAGAUUCUCGCGAUGAUUUGAAGUCAAUCUUAACAGAGACUGGAGUGAGGAGUAGUUUGGAGGGAAGGAAGAAAGAUGCAGUCAGAGAGAGUGAAGAAGACGGUGGUGGAAGAUCUCAAGAAGAGAAAUCAGAGAUGAAAGAUUCUUUUGCUUUAUCAGAAACCGCAAGCACUUGUUUCGGAACAGAAGCAGAAGAUCUGGUGACGGAAGACGAGGAUGACGAGACGCCAAACUGGAGGCAGUUGUUACCAGAUGGCAUGGAGGAUAGAGAGAAGGCUCUGUUAGAUGAGUACACAUCAGUGCUAAGGGAUUAUAGAGAAGUAAAGCGAAAGUUAGGUGACGUUGAGAAGAAGAACCGGGAAGGAUUCUUUGAGCUAGCAUUACAGUUGAGAGAACUCAAGAAUGCUGUUGUUUACAAAGACGUAGAGAUUGAGUCAUUACGUCAGAAACUCAACUCGCCAGGGAAAGAUUCACCACAUCAAGUAGAAGGAAACAACCAGUUGGAACAUGAUCAAGGACAGCACGAAAGUGUGAGCAUUUCCCCAACUUCUAACUUUUCGGUUUCCACUACGCCGCAUCAUCAAGGAGGAGAUGUGAAGAGAACACCUGGAAGAACAAAGCCUAAUGAGGUUAGAGUGAAAUUUGCAGAUGUUGAUGACAGCCCGAGAACAAGAAUAUCAACUGUUGAAGACAAAGUACGUACAGAUAUUGACGCAGUGUUGGAAGAGAAUCUCGAGUUCUGGUUAAGAUUCAGCACAUCAGUACAUCAGAUACAGAAGUACCAGACAACAGUUCAAGAUCUGAAAUCAGAGCUAUCGAAACUGAGAAUCGAAAACAAGCAACAGCUGGAAUCUCCAAGAAGUAGUAGUAAUACUGCAGGUGCAUCAGAAGCAAAGCCUAUCUAUAGACACCUAAGAGAGAUUCGAACAGAGCUACAGUUAUGGCUAGAGAACAGCGCAGUUCUUAAAGAUGAACUCCAGGGAAGGUAUGCAUCGUUAGCUAAUAUUCAAGAAGAGAUCGCAAGAGUCACUUCUCAAUCGGGUGGCAGUAAAGUCAGUGAUUCAGAGAUUAGUGGUUAUCAAGCUGCAAAGUUCCAUGGAGAGAUACUCAACAUGAAACAGGAGAACAAAAGGGUCUCGACUGAACUUCAAUCGGGCCUUGAUCGUGUUAGAGCGUUGAAAACUGAAGUGGAGAGAAUUUUGAAUAAACUGGAAGAGAAUCUUGGGAUAUCAAGUGCAACAGAAGCAAGAACAACUCCGAGCAAGAGCUCGUCGAGUGGAAGACCAAGGAUUCCAUUACGGUCAUUCUUGUUUGGUGUCAAGUUAAAGAAGAAUAGACAACAGAAGCAAUCUUCAUCAUCCCUCUUCUCUUGUGUCAGUCCAUCUCCAGUUCUGCAUAAGCAGUCUAGUUACAGUAGGCCACCUGGAAAGCUCCCAGAAUAAUCCAUCAAAUCAUGUCUUUGUUAUCUUUCUUUUCAGUUCCUUGUUUUUCUAGCUUUUCUGUCUUGUACCUGUGGAAGAACCAAUGAGAUGCAAAUCAAAGUGUAUGCUUUUGCUUUCACUGUUUUCUAAACUUUGAAUAUCUCUUUGGAGACUUUGAAGUAAAUUAAAACCCAUAUUACUAAUUAGUAGUAAGAACCUUAUAUUUAGGAGGUCCUACUGUACAUCAUCAUAUUCUUGUCUGAGUCCUAAGAAAAAAAACAUUAAUGAAAGCACCAAAACAAUGC
Molecule: messenger RNA, 3307 nt
Organism: Camelina sativa (false flax)
Lineage: Eukaryota; Viridiplantae; Streptophyta; Magnoliopsida; Brassicales; Brassicaceae
Source: RefSeq, a predicted model, not a curated record